This is a messenger RNA of Sabethes cyaneus, 2688 nucleotides long. RefSeq names its product centrosomal protein of 120 kDa (gene rha). The transcript is spliced from 4 exons. The record is from RefSeq and is a predicted model, not a curated record. Lineage: Eukaryota; Metazoa; Arthropoda; Insecta; Diptera; Culicidae. Bases 21 to 2654 code for a protein of 877 amino acids. Gene Ontology annotation, cellular component: centriole; centrosome. Gene Ontology annotation, biological process: centrosome cycle; interkinetic nuclear migration; positive regulation of centriole elongation.
UCAGUUCAUUUCCAUAGAAAAUGGAGCAGUCAGAGGAUCAGCUGAUAAUAGUUUUGCACGUACUGGAAGCUAUUAAUCUUCAUCGAGCGAAAAACACACCUAUUAUAAUAACUGCCUCGCUGGACAAAAAUACAUUGCAGACAGACAGCCGGUUGCCGGGUAUCGCUUCCACUAAUUUCGAUAGCAAUUUGAUAUGGGAAACUGACCGUCGUUCGGUUCGACGCAUGAAAACGGAAAAUCUGCCCAUCAAAUUGGAAUGUUAUUCAAUUGAACAGAGCGCAGAUCAACAACGUUCGCUAAUAGGACAUCUGGUGCUUCCGCUACGUUCUAUCCCGUUGCUUCCCUCCAUUAAGGCAGACACUAUAAAACCACGGUGGUACCGAUUGAUAGGCUUGGCCAGUCCCGAAUGGAAAAAUCAGAGACCCGAAGUGCAGUUGAUAGUUUUAAUUACGGAUAAGGGAUAUUUACUGCCGGAAAGUAAAAAGAUACCGAUAGAGGUAGAGCAAGAAACCGACCGUUGCCUUGUUAUUUUUGCCAAUCCUCAGACGUCUCGGUUGCAAUCACGUGAAGGUCUGCCAAUUCGCCUGCUAGAAGAACGUGGAUUGCUUCAAGUUGGCCACGAGGAACAAGAAUCGGAUAUCUUUUUGGUGAAGAUAGUGUUGAAGUACGCCAAACAACUGGCGGCGCUUCUUUCGGACGAGGAACGACAAGCGGAAAGUUUGUCUUCCAAUGGAAUUCAAAUGCGAUAUGACCUGUUAGGUGACAGUUACCCUUGUAACAUGGAGAGAAAACCGAAUGGAACCUUUCUGAUACAGGAAAAAAUUGUUCUUAACUUUAGAACAACGCUACACUCGUUGAAACGAUAUUUCGCAGAAAUUUUUACUCUUCGUUUGGAAAUUUUGUUAGCCAAACGAGUUAUUGGACGCUGUACUUUGCGAUUUGACGACAUUGUGGAGGACGAGCCGUUAACAACUUUUCUCUCCAAAUACGAACACACCUUCGGAACACAGGAAGUAGAAAAAUACCACCCAAUCGAACCUGCAUCUAUUAAAUAUCAGGAAGCUUCUGAAGGUCCGUCGGACCGCUCCUCCUUAGUAUGGCCAGCGAUAAAAUGCAAAUUCAGUUUAAAAUAUCUUUCAUCGGACAAAAAAAUCAUACAUAAAACAGACGGUAAAAUUCACUGUAUCUCGGAACCGGAAAAACAUAUUGACUUAGCACCAACGGAACCAUUCGGUAUUCAAGACGUUCCAGUGGUUCCUUCCAUUGACUUGAACCCGGUAGUUUCCUGCGCUGCCAUGUCAACUAAAAUUGACAUUCAAUCGAUACUACACUGCGAAGAUCGUGACCUCCGUGACAUUCCGCGUACGUGCGCUUAUCACCUGUUUGUACAAAGUGUCCGAUUUAAUGCACGACCCAGCGGUGGUCUCUGGCAAUUAUCACUAUACCACCCAAAAGCAGAUACUCCCCUUACCAAAGUGACGCUGGAGCUAAACACAAUCGAGUCGAACACGUUGGACUUUCCAAACCUUCAACUGCAGUUGUAUUUUUCCGCACUUCCCGAUCGAGUGCUUGAGCCGAUCACUUCCGAUUGUUCGAAACUAACGUUAAGCGGCCCCCACGGGUUGUUCUGUUUCGCUCGAGUGGACAAUCAAAGUUUAGUUAUUGGUAGUAAGGAAAAACGGGCUGGAGUGUUGAUUCUGGAGAGUACAAAUGGGGAAAACGUCGGUAUGGCUACCGUUUGUUGUCACUUGGACGAGGUGGGAAUAAAUUUCAACAGUCAUGAACCUGUAGCGGGGCCAGAAGUGGCCGCUAUGACAAAAGGAGAGAUGGACGAUCAGCUGUCGUAUAAAAUGCUCGAAGAGCAGAAACAAUGGAUAUUGGAGCAGCGGGAGCUGUUUUUGCUGGAGUUAAAAAGAAAAGAAACGGCUCAUCUUGCGAAAUUAACUAACGAAUGGAAGAAACGUCGCGCAAAAGACAGUUCUGAUUUAGCUAAACAGCUGGAGCACGUGGCCGCUUUGACUACUGCGCUGGAAGAAAGCCGUAAAAGUAUUGCUCUUCAGAGUGCUCAACGUAUCGAGCAGAAUAAAUCUACGGAAGAAAUAAAACUGAAACUGGAAGCAUCCUUCAACCAGCAGUUGGAAGAAAUUCGAGAAAAAACCAAACGAAUGGAGGCAGAUUUACAGCACCGGGAGCAACUUCGUGCACUGCGUUGUCAAGAGAUGGAGACCCGAAAUGAUACUCUGAUUCGAGAGAACGAGCAGCUGAAAGAAACGGAACAACAGCUCCUGCUCAAAGUGGGCACCUUAAGCUGUGAAGUCGAGUGUAGCGGAAAUCUUCGCCAGCAAGUUGCCUUGCUGGAGCAAAAGCUAACGGAAAUGGAAAAAUCAAAACUUUUCUACAAGCAACAGUGGGCCAAAAUGGUUAGAGAAAUGCACAAAAUGAAACAGCAAAACGGGGAGCAGCUCGAUGAAGUUCUGCGAGGGCGUGAACGCCGAAAAAAGGACCUUCACUGGGAACACACGGGUUGUUCGCAGCGCAAAGCUGACGCAGCUGAUGAAGACGCAGAAUUGAGCAAAAUUCACCGUAUGAUAUUUGACGAAAGGCAACGGCAGCAGCAAUAUGCACUUUGUUGUCGAACUGAUGAUUGUUGUUGAUUAUAUCGAUGAGAUUCGUGUUCGUACUACUGAA